AUGAGUGAUUCUUGCUACCUGGUAUUGUUCUGGCGGUUGCCGUACUGUAUACAAAACAUAAUGAGUGAUUCUUGCUACCUGGUAUUGUUUAUGUGGUUGCCGUACAGUAUACAAAACAUAACGAGUGAUUCUUGCUAUCUGGAAUUGUUUUGGCGGUUGCCGUACAGUAUACAAAACAUAACGGGUGAUUAUUGCUUCCUGGUAUUGUUUAUGUGGUUGCCGUACAGUACAUACGAAAUAAUGAGUGAUUCUUGCUACCUGGUAGUGUUUAUGUGGUUGCCGUACAGUAUACAAAACAUAAUGAGUGAUUCUUGCUACCUGGUAUUGUUUUGGCGGUUGCUGUACAAAUUUUUAAGUGGCAAAACACCAAUUAGUAAAGUAGAUGAAAUGCACUGGCUGACGGUAUUGGUGGUAGCUCUGUUAUUGACCGUGUAUCAGUUUAUUGCAGCGGCGGUAUUUCAAGCACUGGAGUCGGGAAAUGGACAGGAGACCACACCGAAAACAAUGCCGAACAUCAACCUUAGCGAAUUUCUGGUUAACAACAGUGUAACGGAUGAGAAGAAGUUAAAAGCACUGAUUCUCUCAGUUGCAGAAACGUAUGGACAAGGCCUACUGGAGGUUAACGAGACACAGUCCAAGGAUAAAUGGAGCUAUAUGCGUGCACUGUGUUUUUCUGUAACCGUUGUUACCACUGUUGUUUUUGAUCCAAGUGUUGAGGAUAUGGCAGAGUACAAGAAAAUCCACCAAGAAUACAAACAAGUUGUUGAAGCUUUGUUAGAUGCAUUCACUAAAGACACAAAGCUGACACACGAUGAGGUCAUACAAGCACUCAAUGAUAUGAAUUCCAAGAAGGAUAUUAGGGAAGUUUUCCAUGGUUUGUUUGAGUUAGUGUUAGCAAUGGAUGAUUACCAAGUGUUUGUACGAAUGAUGACAACAAAGAACAUUGAAUUGCAACAGCAAGCACUGAUGCUGAUAAUGAAAACAACAGGUGCUCUCCCCGACAGUCUGUCAGACUCUCAGUCUCAGUCUCAGUCCCCACCCCCUGCACCUCGUGAGAGUGAAGAUGAAAUAAUGAAGCGAGUACUUGAGCAGUCAAAGAGAGAGUAUGAGGAGGAACAGAAGAAACUUCAGAGACGUGACACGAAGGACAAACUUGAAAUACAGAAAACCAUUGAACUGUCCAAACACCAGGCAGUGCAGCUAGAGUCACAGAGACAAACUGAACAGGAAAAAAUGAACACGGUCAUGCAGAAUUUAGUGUUAGAAGAUGACAAGAAAAUGCCGCCACUGAUAGCUGUUCCAGCACAGGCAAAACCUAAAGAAAAGCCUGUGGUUGGGACCCCAGGUAUCAGUGUUAGCAUGUACACAGAACAGGGAUCAGGUGUUAGUGCCAGCACUGGUCAGGCAAGUGCAGGAAAGACAGCUGCUGGUGGUGGGACCAGCAAGGCUGCGCCGGGCUCUAGUCAGCCUAGUGUGGACCAGACGUUGAUAGGACCAGGACUCCUACCCAUGACCAGAGUUCCUCAGAUCAGCGGUAGUCAGGCAGCGGCUAAUUGGCUCAAGUCAGCACAGGAUGAAACCUCCACCAACCAGGGACAGUCAGACGCUGUACAAAAAGCAGCUGCCGCCAUGGCAGGACUUAGCGCCGAGGAGAUAAAGAAACGCCAGCAAUAUCUCAUAGCUCAGAGAGAUAAGCUCAUUGCCAUGAAGAAAAAGGAACGAGAAAAGCAACUGCUGUCUGCCGAGCAGAGUAACCCAGGGCGACCAAUGUCUGCACGUGCUGCACGGCAGAUGUUGGAUGAAGAUAAAAGUAAAGAAGCAGAGCAAAAGAAAACUGUAUCUGACGAAGAACAGAAAAAGAUUGAAAUGAGGCGACAGAUUGCAAACAAGUUAAAGGCCGAACUCAUGGGAGAUAAAUGAGAUAGGAAAUGAGGAUAUAGAUUUGGAUAUACAUCAACACAUAGUUCUGUGCAAAUUUUGAUCAUCAUUCCAUCAUCAAGCUGGUUUAUCCGUAAGCUUGAUAUCAAAAUAGUCAUUAGUCAGUUAAAGUCAGUCAUUAAAAUAGAUUAGUUGAAAGUGUUACUUUUCUCACACAGUUUUUUUAAUGCAAAAUAAGAUGAGCUUGUAAUCAUUUCUGUAAAGUUGUACUUCAUUUUAACUGCUAUUCGAUAUUGUAACAAAUUGCCAAUGUAGCAAAACUUAUAAUAAUGCACAGUCAGCAUGUAUUUUUUGUAUGUAAAAGUAAAAAAAAAAAAGCGAAACUUCCUUGCUUUACAAUUCAUCAAGUCUCUGCUAAUUGAAAUUUUAAUCAUUACAACUUAUUUGGAAAAAAAUUUGCAAAUGAUUUAAGUGCAACUCUAAUUUGAAUUAUUCCUAUGCAGGCUAAGUGCAGAUGAAUAAAUGAAUGCUUGUUAAUCCCCCGCCGUGGCGGAGGGAUUAUAGGAAUGGUCUGCGUCCGUCCUUCCGUCCGUCCUUCUGUCAGUAACAAAUUCGUGUCCGGUCCAUAUCUCCUAAACCCCUUGAAGGAUUUUCAUGAAACUUGGGUCAAAUGAUCACCUCAUCAAGACGAUGUGCAGAACCCAUGAGUCAGCCUUGUCGGUUCAAGGUCAAGGUCACAACUCAAGGUCAAAGGUUUGAGCCUGCCAUUUUGUGUCCGCUCUAUAUCUCCUAAACCCCUUGAAGGAAUUUUAUAAAACUUGGGUCAAAUGAUCACCUCAUCAAGAUGAUGUGCAGAACCCAUGAAUCAGUCAUGCCGGCUCAAGGUCAAGGUCACAACUUAGGGUCAAAGGUUUGAACCUUCCAUUUUGUGUCCGCUGUAUAUCUCCUAAACCCCUUGAAGGAUUUUCAUCAAGCUUGGGUCUAACGAUCACCUCAUCAAGGCGAUGUGCAGAACUUAUUAGUCAGCCAUGUCAGCUCAAGGUCAAGGUCACAACUGAAGGUCAAAGGUUUGAGCCUUCCAUUUUGUGUCCACUCUAUAUCUCCUAAACCCCUUGAAGGAAUUUUAUAAAACCUGGGUCAAAUGAUUACCUCAUCAAGACGAUGUGCAGAAAUUAUGAGUCAACCAUGCCAGCUCAAGGGCAAGGUCACAAAUAAGGGUCGAAGGUUUGAGCCUUCCAUUUGGUGUCCACUCUGUAUCUCCUUAACCCCUUGAAGGAUUUUCAUCAAACUUUGGUCAAAUGAUCACCUCAUCAAGAACUCAUGAGUCAGCCAUGUCAACUUAAGGUCAAGGUCACAACUGAGGGUCAAAGGUUUCAGCUCUGUAUCUCCUAAACCCCUUGAAGGAUUUUCAUGAAACUUUGGUCAAAUGAUCACCUCAUCAAGACGUUGUGCAGAAUUCAUGAGUCAGCCGUGUCAGUUCAAGGUCAAGGUCACAGCUAAAAUCAAAGGUUUUACCCUUUCACUAUCCAUAGCAGUGGCGGGGGAUUUAGCUGUCUUUCAGACUGCCUUGUUUUAUCAUAAGCAGUUGAAGUUGGCCUUUAUUUCCAAUUUGUUUUAUAUGUGAUUCAUAUAAUUAGGCCCUCUGUGACAUUGACCCUAGUGCAAUUUCAUUUUAAGAUAUUGUAGAAUCAUAAUUUAAGGUCUGAAGUGUUACAUGAUUUGAGCAAAAUGGAUUAAUUAAAUGACAUAAAUUCACGGAUUUAAAAUGGGAAAGUAAAAAUAUUUUUUUAAGGGAUUUAUAUUCAUUGAUUGACAAACCAAAUAAUAUACAAAAUAUGCCCCAAAUGAUUUCACAAUGUACAAAAGCUUGUUUUCUGUUACUUUGGGACAGAUAAUUCAUUGUUAUUUGUACAUUUUCUGUAUAAUUUUAUUUUUGUUUAUAUCCAGGCUUUACCUUUGUUAGAAUUAUUGCUUUAACAGCAGACAAAUCCGUGGCCUUUAAGACAUAUGCACUGUCUCUAAUUGCACUGUUAAUUCUUGAAAUGUUUGUUUUCUUGCUCUGUUAAAAUUUUUGUCAGCCAGAAACAAUGAAGGAUAUUUCAGUUGGGAUGAAAGUGAAAAGUGUACAUCACUGUACCACUGGGGACCAAACACUUCGUGCUCAAAUGUAGAAAUGGUUGUAUAUUAAUUGCUUAUCUGUGUUGAGAUUGUGUAGACUGAAUUACAUUUAUGCUACAAUUACAGAAGGUAUACACAGAUUUACAUUUCUUUGAUAUAUGAAUGAGUAAAUGUUUAGUUUUUCUCUGUUAUAAUAUAUGUUAGAAUUUUUAAUGAUGUACUUUCUGUUUGUUUAAUUAAGUUGUGUUAAGUGUGAUAUAUUCAUUCUACUUAAUUUUUCUUCUUGAAAAAAAAAAUCUUAAUAUUUGCUGUCUCAGCAACGGAUAAAGAUAUCAGAAAUGUUGAUCUACUGGUCACAUAUUUAUAGUUUGUUUUAUAUUUUUGGAUUUUAUGAAUGUGUCAUAAUUAAUUUAGGAAAAGUAAAAAACUAAACUCUUUAAAUGAUUGAUUCCAAGAAAGCUCGUAGAAAUUUCAAAAUAUAACUGCACUCGGGUAUAUCCUGUGCAAUAAACACAAUUGCUUAUACUGCUAUAAAUUGGCAUGCUUCAUACAUUGAUUUAUGAUCAUUUUUCACACUAGAUUAUUGAAGAAAAAAAAACAAUUUUUUAUGCAGCCUGAAUGUUUUAGAGUAGUGAAUGUGACACAGGUUUUAGCUGUUCUAUCACCUUCACUGGCAUUUACUUUAGAUGUUAUGGUUGUUGUGUUAUAAGUAUUUAUUUGCACCAAGUAAGUGGAACUUUGCACGUCUCCAAAUAUAUUGGCAGACAUAUUUUGUUAUUAGCACCACUAUUCGGAGAAUAGGGGGGCUAUUCUACUCGCCUCGGCGUCAGCGUGACCUUUCUUGGUUAAAGUUUUUCGGCAACCUUUGUUUUUCUGUCAUAUCUUUGUUACUAUUGCUUAUAUCUUACUGUAACUUCACAUAAACAUUGUCCAGUAUACAAACAAAAUAUGUACAGGGGCUGGGCCCAUUAUACCCAAGGUCAAGAUCACCAAGGUGUUAUACUUAGGUUAUUUUUAAGGUGAAAGUUUUUCGGCAACCUUUGUUUUUCUGUCAUAUCUUUGUUACUAUUGCUUAUAUCUUACUGUAAGUUCACAUAAGCAUUGUUCAGCAUACAAAGAAAGUAUGUGCAGGGGCUGGGCCCAUUAUACCCAAGGUCAAGUUCACAAAGUUGUUAUACUUGGAAUUAUUUUCAUGUUAAAUUUUUUGGAAAGCUUCGUUUAUAGACAUAUCUUUGGUAUUUUAAAAGAUAACGACUUGAAGUUAAAAAUAUUUCUUUAUAAUCAUCAUCUGCAUGUGUGGUUACAAACCCCAUAACUCUAAUUGUAUUUUUGACAGAAUUAUGCCCCUUUUGUACUUACAGUUUUUUUGCAAUCGUCGCUUUCUGGAUAUAACUUUAAUGCACUGUAAGGUAAAGACUUGAAACUUAAAAUGUAUCUUUAUCAUCAUCAUCUGCAUGUGUGGUAACAAUCCCCAUAACUCUGAUUUGUAUUUUUGACCAAAUUAUGCCCCUUUCAUACUUACCGUGUUUUCUGGACAAUAGGCUGCUGCACCGUAUUGGCCACAGCUGUAUAUUCUAUCUAUUUCAGAAAUGAAAUUUAACGUAUAGGCCGCUCCGGCAUAUUGGCCGUGGCCUAUACACCAAAAUGCCGCGAACAUGACCAUGUCGUAUAAAGAAUAUGCUAGAUAAAUAGUCAUUAAAAUCGAUUGUAUUUACAGGUAAUCAUUCUUGUUAAUCCAUCGAAUGCAGUGAACUGUUAAUGUAAUUUUUAGUGAGCUGUUUUCAAAGGCCCUUGCGGCAAAAUUGUCCAUUCUGUACUUUACGAGAACUAUUGCAAAUGGCAGUGACGGCAGUGACGAUGAUGUUCCUUUAGGUCGGCUUGUAGAAAAAGUAUCAUCCUCACUGUUAGGCGAGGAACAACUGCACUUGUUCUAUUCAGAUUCAGAGGACGAAAAUUUCAAUGGCUUUGAUGAACGUGAAUGAAAAUGCUACUGUUAUGCAUGUGCAAAUAGUGUAUGUUAAAAACGUAGCAGUGUAAUGCAUGUAUAUUAAUAAAAAAAAAAACUUUCCGAAAUAAAACAGUUGAUUAUAUGCAUAUGCUAACUCAUUAUUCUAUUUUACUCAUAUUUGUAAGGUGCAAUCAUUGCGGGCGUGUAGAUUUCAAGGUACACCCAGCAACGAUGUCCAGGAGAAAUGAAAUAGAAUUUCAACAGCUUUCAAAAUGCAAGUGAAAAAUUAAAACUGUCAUAUAGGCCGCAUGAAAGGCCCAUUUAGAAAAAAUAAAAUGAUGUAUAGGCUGCUUCGAUGCAUAGGACGCACCCCUGAAAAUUUCACUUUUUUUAACGUAUAGGCCUCGGCCAAUUGUCCGGAAAAUACGGUAAAUUUUUUAACAAACUUUGUUUUUUGGUCAUAACUUUGGUACUAUUUAAGAUAAUGACUUGAAACUCAAAUACCAUCAUCAUCUGCAUGUGUGGUAACAAUCCCAAUAUCUCUAAUAUGUGUUGUUGACAGAAUUAUGCCCCUUGAUGUAUCUUCCUUUUAAAGUAGAGGUCUCCUGUUGAGACAUAUAUUCAUUUUACUGUCAAAUCGCCGAAUAGUGGAAUGCGCUGUCUUACGGACGGCUCUUGUUUGUGUGUUUAUCCAUCUCAAAUGGUUGUCCAGACAACAUUAGAACUAGGUUGAACUCAGUUUGGCAUACUGGGAUAAUAUACCAGGUGUAAUCGUGUACACCGUAUGUCCAGAAAAUGUUUGGGCCGUCAAAUUUUUGAUAAGAGUUCUUGGUCUUAAAUUUAACUGAAAGUUUAUUGACCUUUUCCUUUUAACGUAACCAUGCUAAAUUUCUAAAAUUCAAUUCAUUUAAUUUGGGCAGUACCUUAUGGUGUAUGUUCUUGAAAGAAUAAUUAGUUGUUGAAGUUGUGGAUAAUGAUAGAUACCAAGUCAAUUUGCAUACUUUAUUGACAUAUAAGAUUUAACAAUAGUUUAGUAGCUAUAAGGACACAAAAUACAUGAAGUGUGUCUGGAACGCCUAUCCUGUUUUUGUAGUUGGGAAUUACAACUGUAUGGGGAACAUGCACUUUACUAAGCAAUGUGUAGUUGAUAGUGUUCAAAUGAUGUUUUGUAUUUGUAUCCAUAUUUGCAGAUUUCUGUAUAGUAUUGCCAAUAAAAUGACAGAAAAAAGCAUUGAUGAUAUAAGCAAGAAAUUGUUUUGGAUUUUACAUAAAAUUUUGAUUUACAUGUAUAUGAUAAUCUGACAUGUAGUGUCCAUUUUUGGACUUAAUAGCAAGUUUUCAUACUUGCUUAUCUGUAUUCUCAUUAACAUUUAUUUUUAAGACCAUAGCUUUUGAAUAGUCAAGCAUUGCUGUGCUCCAACCGCUCUUGUUGUUUAACUGCAUUGAUUUUUCAAUAUUAUACAGAGGCAGUUCAAUGUAUGUGAAGAAAAUCAGUGAUCCAGUCAAGUGUGUAUAUUGUUUUGUUGUUUAAAAGCUAUCACUACAUACCUCUUCAUAGCACAGGUUGUUCUCACUAUACGAGUAAAUUGUUGUGUUUCUGUAGUGUGUAAUAUAUCUCGACAUAUCUCAAACAGUCAAGCCGUCCAUUCUUUACACGUUUACAUUGUGAUACCACAGUUGUGCAUCUUUCAUAUUUUAGCAUGUAGUUUUAGAUACAGUUUGAAAGGUGAAUGUCAAAGAAGUCUAAGUUCUUCUUUAUUUAUAUGCUCUAAGAUUUCUUUCACAUUCACCCCUUGGUAUAUUCUAUGAAUCUUUCUCUGAAUGUAAAUUGUCACAAGAUGGUUAUAUUUGGUAUUUUAAUGAUCUGUCAACAUAAUCUUGUAUUAUAAAAAUCCUGUAUUAUAAAAAUCCUGAGUCAAUACCUGUAAGUUGUUAAUACUUGUAAAUAGAUAGAAUUGUUCCACUUGUUAAUUUGAAUUGUGUCUUUUCAAAUUAUUCAGAGCAAUUGCUUAAAAGUAUAAUCCAGAAUUUUAUGGGCAGCUGUUUGUGAAAUAAAGUAGCAGAAAUGGAAAUAUUAGGCUAAAGCUCCAAUUGCCUGCCAGCAGGGACCAAGAUAUAAUUUGUUAAGCUAAGUAAUUUGUUUAGCCAAGUGUUGACCAACACACGAAUGGUAUAUUUCUAUAUCAGAUACAAAAACCAGAAUUAUACAGAGAAUCCUCGUGUGUUCACACCGGUUCACAUCCCUAUAACUUCUUCAAGGUGCACGGUAUAUGCCUCUUGUUUUGAGGUGAGAAAAGAAAUUCUUUAAUUAAAGAUACAUAUUUAGGCAUUUAGUAUAAAAGGAACUGAGGCACAUUUGUAUAAGAUAUCUAGAUGCUCAGUAACUAAAAUUGUAGGUUUAAGGAAACUAUUGAUACAUACUUCAUUCACUGAGAGAAAAUCAAAAGUCAGCGUAUGUGUUUUUGUAAGAUAUAUAUUGUGACACUGCACAACUGUUGCAUGGUGACAUAAAGAAAACUGAAUUUUCCUUGAAUGUAUUUAAGAAAGCCAAUUUGAUAAGAUGAAAUAUUUCUUACAGUAGCGAUGGUGUGAAAACUUGAAAUCAAGCUUCCAAUGCCUUGCUGUUGUUUGUUUACAAGCUUUUGUCUGCACUGCAGUAAACUUUAUUAAGUGUAUAAAAAGAUUAAUAUGUAAGUACUGCACAGUAUUAUGGCAGUUUUAUUUUUAGCAGUUUACAGAUAAACAACCAGUGAAAUUCUUGUUUAAAAUGAAAUAUAUAUAGAGCUAGAUCAGUAGAUGCUUUUUUGUGCAGGGGAUGACAGGGAGGAAAUGGGAUCAUUUUGUAGUGAUUUUAUAUGGUUUGAAUCUUGCAUCCGUCCAAGUGUUGCUUUUAGCUCACCUGUCACAAAGUGACAAGGUGAGCUUUUGUGAUCGCGCGGUGUCCGUCGUCCGUCCGUCCGUAAACUUUUGCUUGUGACCACUCUAGAGGUCACAUUUUUCAAGGGAUCUUUAUGAAAGUUGGUCAGAAUGUUCAUCUUGAUGAUAUCUAGGUCAAGUUCGAAACUGGGUCACGUGCCAUCAAAAACUAGGUCAGUAAAAAAUAGAAAAACCUUGUGACCUCUCUAGAGGCCAUAUAUUUCACAAGAUCUUCAUGAAAAUUGGUCAGAAUGUUCACCUUGAUGAUAUCUAGGUCAAGUUCGAAACUGGGUCACGUGCCUUCAAAAACUAGGUCAGUAGGUCUAAAAAAUAGAAAAACCUUGUGACCUCUCUAGAGGCCAUAUAUUUCACAAAAUCUUCAUGAAAAUUGGUCAGAACAUUCACCUUGAUGAUAUCUAGGUCAUGUUCGAAACUGGGUCACGUGCCAUCAAAAACUAGGUCAGUAGGUCAAAUAACAGAAAAACCUUGUGACCUCUCUAAAGGCCAUAUUUUUCAUGGGAUCUGUAUGAAAGUUGGUCUGAAUGUUCAUCUUGAUGAUAUCUAGGUCAAGUUCGAAACUGGGUCACGUGCCAUCAAAAACUAGGUCAGUAGGUCUAAAAAUAGAAAAACCUUGUGACCUCUCUAGAGGCCAUAUAUUUCACAAGAUAUUCAUGAAAAUUGGUCAGAAUGUUCACCUUGAUGAUAUCUAGGUCGAGUUCGAAACUGGGUCACUUGCCUUCAAAAACUAGGUCAGUAGGUCUAAAAAUAGAAAAACCUUGUGACCUCUCUAGAGGCCAUAUAUUUCACAAAAUCUUCGUGAAAAUUGGUCAGAACAUUCACCUUGAUGAUAUCUAGUUCAGGUUUGAAACUGGGUCACGUGCCAUCAAAAACUAGGUCAGUAGGUCUAAAAAUAGAAAAACCUUGUGACCUCUCUAGAGGCCAUAUAUUUCACAAGAUCUUCAUGAAAAUUGGUCAGAACAUUCACCUUGAUGAUAUCUAGGUCAAGUUCGAAACUGGGUCACGUGCCGUCAAAAACUAGGUCAGUAGGUCAAAUAAUAGAAAAACCUUGUGACCUCUCUAAAGGCCAUAUUUUUCAUGGGAUCUGUAUGAAAGUUGGUCUGAAUGUUCAUCUUGAUGAUAUCUAGGUCAAGUUCGAAACUGGGUCACGUGCCGUCAAAAACUAUGUCAGUAGGUCUAAAAAUAGAAAAACCUUGUGACCUCUCUAAGGGCCAUAUAUUUCAUGAGAUCUUCAUGAAUAUUGGUCAGAAUGUUCACCUUGAUGAUAUCUAGGUCAGGUUCGAAAGUGGGUCACGUGCCUUCAAAAACUAGGUCAGUAGGUCAUAUAAUAGAAAAACCUUGUGAUCUCUCUAAAGGCCAUAUUUUUCACGGGAUCUGUAUGAAAGUUGGUCUGAAUGUUCAUCUUGAUGAUAUCUAGGUCAAGUUUGAAAGUGGGUCACAUGCCGCCAAAAACUAGGUCAGUAGGUCAAAUAAUAGAAAAACCUUGUGACCUCUCUAAAGGCCAUAUUUUUCAUGUGAUCUGUAUGAAAAUUGGUCUGAAUGUUCAUCUUGAUGAUAUCUAGGUCAAGUUUGAAACUUGGUCAACUGCGGUCAAAAACUAGGUCAGUAAGUCUAAAAAUAGAAAACCAUGUGACCUCUCUAGAGGCCAUACUUGUGAAUGGAUCUCCAUAAAUAUUGGUCAGAAUGUUCACCUUGAUGACAUCUAGGUCAAGUUUGAAACUGGGUCACAUGCCUUAAAAAACAAGGUCAGUAGGUCAAAUAAUAAAAAAACCUUGUGACCUCUCUAGAGGCCAUACUUUUCAUGGGAUCUGUAUGAAAGUUGGUCUGAAUGUUCAUCUUGAUGAUAUCUAGGUCAAGUUCGAAACUGAGUCAACUGCGGUCAAAAACUAGGUCAGUAGGUCUAAAAUUAUAACAAUCUUUUGACCUCUCUAGAGGCCAUAUUUUUCAAUGGAUAUUCAUGAAAUUUGGUCUGAAUGUUCACCUUGAUGAUAUCUAGGUCAGUUUCAAAACUGUGUCAUGUGCGUUCAAAAUCUAGGCCAGUAGGUAUAAAAAUAGAAAAACCUUGUGACCUCUCUAGAGGCCAUAUUUUUCAUGAGAUCUUCAUGAAAAUUAGUGAGAAUGUUCACCUUGAUGAUAUCUAGGUAUAGUUCAAAACAGGGUCACGUACCUUCGAAAACUAGGUCAAUAGGUCAAAUAAUAGAAAAACCUUGUGACCUCUCUAGAGACCAUAUUUUUCAAUGGGUCUUCAUGAAAAUUGGUCAAAAUUUUUAUCUUGAUAAUAUCUAGGUCAGGUUCAAAACUGGGUCACAUGAGCUCAAAAGCUAGGUCACUAUGUCAAAUAAUAGAAAAAACAACGUCAUACUCAAAACUGGGUCAUGUGGGAAGAGGUGAGCGAUUCAGGACCAUCAUGGUCCUCUUGUUUUGUUUGUUUAUAUUCCCAACACCAUAAUACUGUGUGAUACAUAUAGAAAUUUGAACAGUUUUGAUCUGUUUACCUGGUAUUGUACGGUCAGAGUUGUGCAUUCUCAAAAUAUAUUUAGUGUGACAAUGUAUAAUUUUAUUAUUUUACCUAUAUGUGAUACACAUGCAGUGGUACAGAAUGUAAGGUAUGUUUUAAGUUCUAGUUUGUUUUGUGUUACUAUAGCAUAUUUUUGAAAUCCCUAAGAAAUUAAAUGUUCAAAAAGAAAUACA
This is a messenger RNA of Mercenaria mercenaria, 11569 nucleotides long. Its product is annotated as cilia- and flagella-associated protein 36-like. Gene Ontology annotation, cellular component: ciliary base; axoneme. NCBI's taxonomy places the organism in Eukaryota, Metazoa, Mollusca, Bivalvia, Venerida, Veneridae. The record is from RefSeq and is a predicted model, not a curated record. The coding region runs from base 1 to 1920 and encodes 639 amino acids. The transcript has 10 exons.